This is a messenger RNA of Macrobrachium nipponense, 1787 nucleotides long. Its product is annotated as acidic amino acid decarboxylase GADL1-like. The record is from RefSeq and is a predicted model, not a curated record. Gene Ontology annotation, molecular function: pyridoxal phosphate binding; carboxy-lyase activity. NCBI's taxonomy places the organism in Eukaryota, Metazoa, Arthropoda, Malacostraca, Decapoda, Palaemonidae. Gene Ontology annotation, cellular component: cytoplasm. The coding region runs from base 181 to 1650 and encodes 489 amino acids. Gene Ontology annotation, biological process: carboxylic acid metabolic process. The transcript is spliced from 11 exons.
AGAUAUUACGUUGGCCACUUGCGUUCCAUAUCCUGAGUCCAACGUUCAGUUGCUCUCGUCUGUCUGGUGUGGAAGCAACACCUGCGUUUCGUGUAUGUAGUUUGUGUUUUCUUUUGCUGUUUCCUCUUCGUUCUGCUGUUUACGGUAUUCAGCUGACGUAGUACUAACAUAGCGAUAAAAAUGGAAUGCGAUGACACCACCGAAAGCAGUUGCAAACUGCUGGAGAAAGUGUUGGAUUUGGUUCAGAAGGAACACUUGGUUGCAGGCGCCGACAGAAACAAGAAGCUCGUAGAGUUCAAACAUCCUCGAGAGCUGCAGUCCUUGCUAGCGCUGAAUAUUGGCCAAGAAGGAAAGACUGAGGAGGAGGUAAAGAAGAUUUUAGAGGAUGUGGUAAAGUACAGCGUGAGAACUGGGCACCCUUACUUCUACAAUCAGUUGUAUGCCGGAGUAGAUGAAAUCGGUGUUGCUGGCUCGUGGCUGUCAACUGCCCUGAACACCAACCAGUAUACUUUCGAAGUAGCGCCUGUAUUUUCACUGGUUGAGCACCACGUCAUUUCAACCUUGGUGAAGCUCUUUGGGUUUGAAGAUGGAGACGGGAUUUUUUCUCCUGGAGGCAGUAUGAACAACAUGUAUGGAAUGCAGUUAGCAAGGUACCGCCUCUUCAAAGAUGGUAAGACGGAGGGCAUCUUCGGCAGGAAACCCAUGGUCGCACUAACGUCAGACCAGAGCCACUACUCGAUCAAGAAAGCCGCCAAUUGGAUGGGUAUCGGAAUAAACAACGUCGUGAUUGUAGCCACAGACCGGUUCGGCAGAAUGAUUCCGCAGGCGCUGAAACAGGCUAUCAGUGUGACGAGGGAAAACGGCAAGGAGCCGUUUUUCGUCAAUGCCACUGCUGGUACGACGGUCUUGGGAUCGUUUGACCCCAUCAAAGAAAUCGCUGAUGUCUGCGAAAAGGAAAAGCUUUGGUUGCAUGUGGAUGGUUGUUGGGGAGGAACUGCCAUUCUGUCAAAGAAACACAAGCAUAACCUGGCUGGUAUUGAAAGAGCAGACUCCAUAUCGUGGAACCCUCACAAGAUGUUGGGAGCUCCUCUCCAGUGUUCAGCUUUUGUUGUGAAACACAAGGGUCUACUCCAUGAAUGCAACUCUGCCAGCGCCACGUACCUGUUUCAGCAAGACAAAUUCUAUGACACGAGCUUUGACACUGGGGACAAGAGCUUUCAGUGCGGAAGGAAAGUAGAUGCCUUCAAGUUUUACAUGUUUUUGACCACCCACGGCCUGAAUGAGCUGGAGAGAAGAGUCGACGCUGCUUUUAGUGCUUCUUUAUAUUUGAACAAGAAACUGAAGAGCAGAGAGGGCUUCCGGCCUGUUUUGGAAGAACCACAGUGUACCAAUGUCUGUUUCUGGUAUAUUCCUCCAAGAUUAAGAAAGGAGACAGAGAGCCCAGAGUGGUGGGAGAAGAUUGCGAAGAUCGCUCCACAACUAAAAGAACGGAUGGUCACUUCAGGAGUCAUGAUGAUUGGCUACCAACCAAUCCCUAUAAAAAACCUCUGCAAUUUCAUUCGUAUGGUGAACUGUUGCUAUCCCACUCCUACCGAAGAGGACAUGGAUCAUGUAUUGGACACUAUAGAUGCAUUGGGGGAGGAUUUGUAAUAACUGUUGAUUAAAGUCUAGUCUAGCAACUGAGCGUGACAAGUAUUAUGUUCACUUCGGUUGAUAUUUAAUGUUUUAUAGUUUAGUGUUUAUAUAUAUUUUUAAGAUUUUACUUAAUAAAUUUAUUCUGCAAGAUG